AUGCCUUCGCCUACGGGAGACGCACACCGAAUGCCAUGCUCAUGGCCACUGCUCGACAAGAUGUCUCGACCGACUUCAUCCUCCUCGGCCUCAUCAUCGAGCUCCUCCUCCUCCUCUUCGGCGAGCAUGACAGCAGGGGCAUGCCUCAGGAGGCUCUCCGACAUGACGAAUCUGGGCACGAUGACGAGGAGGCAAUCAUACGAAACAAUCCACAGCGACGACGCCUUCUACUCCGCGCCCGAAGACAAUAAUGCUGCCCACCCGAACUCUUGUGAACAAGACGCUCGCGAGAGUCCCGCUGCCAGGGGCGCCAACGACCCCGCAGCGUGCCGACGGGCCCUCCCCGAAAGCUAUGAUCCCGAUUUCGAGAGCCCCGGCGGCCUGAUCAGGUUCGCGAGGAAUGCCGCUUGGCUUCCGACGUCGACCCUUGGCGAGGAGGGAUUUCAAGAAGGAGAAGGAGGAGGAGCAGAAGACCCCAGUCUUUUUCGAAGCAAACGCGCCGACUCCUCGCAAUACGAAACCUUCCCUCCGCGCUUCAUCGUGCCGGAUGAAGAAGAAGAUGAACAAGAAGAAAAAGAAGAAGAAAAAGCAGAAGAAGAACCCCAGAUGUACAACGAAGACUGGCCCCUACGAGCUUCGCCACCCCUGUGCACCGCCGCGGACCUCACGCAGCCGGAGCGAGCAGGCCCAGCGCUGCACAACGCCCUCGAAGACUUCCCCGCUCCUUCCUCCCCGUCCCCCCUCCCUCUGAUCGCGCCCUGCCCGUCCUCGACCACGACCUCCACGACCACGACCCCACCCCUCCCUUCGACGCCGUCCCCGCGGACCGUGCUCCCCGCGGUGGCGGCCGGCCCUGCCCUGCCGCCGUCGUCCCCCAGCACGCCGCUGUUCGCGGCCUAUUUCCCCGCGCACACGCGGCUCGCCCCACCGACAGCGGCAUCGGCGGCGGCGGCAGCGGCGGCAGCAGCAUCCUGCCCCCCAUCGCCCCGCCGGCGACGGGAACGGGGACACCACCACCGCACGCUGUGGGCCGCGCCCCUGGACCCGCGGUCCUCGCGGCCGGACGUCGCCUGGGCGCCCGCCAAGCGCUGGACGUGCUGCCGCUGUCGCGCGCGGACGAUCGUCGAGCAGAGGGUCUGCUGCAAGGCGGUCUGUGCGCACCGGAGGUGUUUCUCGGGAGGGGGAGGGGGUUGUUAUAUGGCGGUGGAGGUGGGCGGAGGUGGGGUCGGUGGUGGGUUGUUGGCGGGGGGAGGGUAUGGGUGGGAGGGAUGA
Dissoconium aciculare CBS 342.82 is the source of this 1272-nucleotide messenger RNA. RefSeq lists its product as uncharacterized. The record is from RefSeq and is a predicted model, not a curated record. The coding region runs from base 1 to 1272 and encodes 423 amino acids. The transcript has a single exon. Lineage: Eukaryota; Fungi; Ascomycota; Dothideomycetes; Mycosphaerellales; Dissoconiaceae.